AUAAAACAUAUGUUUAUUUAAUCAAAACAUAACAAAUGAAGCGAUUGAAAACAGUGUUGUCUGUUCUGUUUAUUAGUACUUUGGUGUUUGUUUAGGUUGUGUCCAUCUAUCUCGAGCAAAGUCAUUCAGUAAUUUAUUCUUGAAAAUGUUUGAACAGUUUCAUGUUGUUAAUGAAAAGUACAUUGAUAAAUUGACAUGUAGUGUUAUUAGAUUUAGAUAUUAUUUCUUGUAAUGUUAAACCGGUGGUUAGUCAUUUCAUAAAGUGAUUCAUGUAAGAAAGUGAUAUGACACAAAUAUUGCAAUCUGUGUAUUUAGUUUUGUUUUCAGUAUUAUCAAUAGAUUAGUCAGUUUCCUUGUAAGCCUAGAGUUGAGAAACGUAGAGUCUUGACAAAAAUGUUUUUAAGGACUGGCAGUUUGGGCUUUGCCAAUUUUAGAAUACUUCUCGUAGUAUUAAUAUCAGCCAUAGUAGUAUUAUUUUUCCAAAUGAAGAUUGUUACUUUAGAAGAAAGUCACAGGAAAUUAGAACAAACAGUAGAAAGGCUAAUUCAGGUGAACAGUAAUAUCAAGAGUUCAGCCCUUAGCAGCUCUCUGGCGGAACAACGUAGAAAUGCUCAUCCAGAGAGAGACAUGAUCAUCAUCUACAACAGAGUGCCAAAAAACCGGUCAACCAGCUUCGUCAAUGUGGCUUACGACAUCUGUAAACGGAACAUGUUUAAUGUUCUUCACCUCAAUGUUACAGCCAACCAACAUGUUAUGUCACUGGCUGAUCAGGCAAGAUUUGUGCGAAAUCUUACACAGUGGACUGCCAAGAAACCGGGCCUUUAUCAUGGACAUGUCAGCUUCAUAGACUUCGGAAAGUUUGGUGUAACGCAGAAACCCAUCUAUAUAAAUAUUCUGCGCAAACCUCUGGACAGGUUGGUCUCGUAUUACUACUUUCUACGGUACGGUGAUAAUUACCGACCUCACCUCCUCCGUAGUAGACAUGGUGACAAGAUGACAUUUGAUGAGUGUGUCAAAAAGCAUCAUGAUGACUGUAACCCAGACAACAUGUGGCUACAGAUACCUUUCCUCUGUGGCCAUGCAGCUGAGUGUUGGGUGCACGGCAGCAACUGGGCACUGGAGCAAGCCAAGCGGAAUCUGCUUGCUCACUACCUCAUAGUGGGGGUAACAGAGGAGCUCACGGACUUUAUCGCCAUCCUGGAAUCUGCUCUGCCGUCCUUUUUCCCAUGGAGCCUUGCAACACUUCCAGUCCA
Homalodisca vitripennis (glassy-winged sharpshooter) is the source of this 1253-nucleotide messenger RNA. RefSeq names its product heparan sulfate 2-O-sulfotransferase 1-like. Gene Ontology annotation, molecular function: heparan sulfate 2-sulfotransferase activity. Gene Ontology annotation, cellular component: membrane. The record is from RefSeq and is a predicted model, not a curated record. Lineage: Eukaryota; Metazoa; Arthropoda; Insecta; Hemiptera; Cicadellidae.